AUGGAUAACCAGGCAUUUGAAAUGCAUGGAGAGAGCAUACAAAGUUCUCCAAAAGGAAAAGAGUGGCCAAAGAAAGAGGAAAGAAAGGGCAGCUGGUCCCUAAUGAAAGUCUUUCUAGUUUGUCUAUUGGCCUGUGUUGUCACCACCGCAAUAGGAGUGCUGGUCCUGUCCUUGGUCUAUGUAAACAACACUGCCUUUAUGAAAGAGACGGAUGUUAAAGACGAUGGGGCAUCUUCCCCAAACCCAGAUGAACGAAGUGUGGAUAUCAAAUUCCAGUUCCUGAAUCAUCUGGGGAAAUCAAAGGUACAUAACUACCCAGGUGGUGAAAUUCAGUGGGCAAGAUUCAGGAAGGAUGUCAAUGAAUAUCAAAGUGAUGAAGAAAUGGAAUUUGGAAAAAGUAUCAAUAACCAUCGCUCCCAAAUGACUUUUGGAACCUUACGGAUCAAAAGCAAAGGGCUUCGGGCUCCCCACUGGCAUUUUAAUGCCAAUGAACAUGGCUACCUGCUACAGGGUACUGCCUGGAUCGGAGUAAUUGGUGCAGAUAACAGCGUGGUUACCACAUACAAUGUCACGGCUGGUCAAGUGAUCUUCUUCCCUAGAAACACUGUGCAUUGGAUAAAGAAUGUAGGAUCAGGAGACUGUGUGUUCUUGCUGUUUUUUACGACACAUGAAGAACUUCAGACCUUGGAUGUAGAUGACGCAUUUUUCUCUACCCCAGAGGAUAUAGCAGCUAGAGCAUUAAAGCCACAAGGUGGAGUUAACUUCAUCAGAACAUUCAAGAAACAACCAGAAGAUCAAGCAAUUAACCUCCCACCAAACUUAGAUGAGCUUGUACAAAAUGCCACCUAUGUGCAGUCUCCGGACAACCUUGUAUGGCAGUACUUCUACAAUCUCAAAGGAUCAGCAAAAUUUCCUUUUCCAGGAGGAAUCUUCCAGUGGGCUCGCUACCGCAUAAAUGGCACCGGACUAAAUGAAACAGAAAAAAUUUUUAGUGAGUCGCUGAACAAGCAUGAAAAUACCCUUACCUUAGCAACUCUCAGGAUAUUCAGCAAUGGACUGGGGCAGCCUCAUUUCCACUUCAAUGCUAAUGAGAUGGGUUAUGUCAUUAGCGGCUGUGGACAGGUUGGAGUUAUUCUCUCUGGAGUCACUGCCAACUUCAACAUUGGCAUUGGAGAUGUCAUAUUUUUCCCUGUUGGAACCCAGCAUUACAUCAAGAGCGUAUGUGAUGAGGAUUUGUUUUUGAUUCUAGCCUACAGUACAGGAAACCAGCUGGAAACUCUUCGUAUGAAUGACUACUUCCAUGGAACAGCAGAUCAUAUCCUGGCUCAGCUUUUUUUCAAACAGGCUGAGUUUAAGAAGUUCCCAAAGGCUGCCAAAAAAUAGGCAAAUAACCUCUUGUAGCAGUUAAUGGCUGCAAGAAUUUUUUGACGACCACCAUGUUUCUAU
This is a messenger RNA of Gymnogyps californianus (California condor), 1446 nucleotides long. RefSeq lists its product as uncharacterized. Gene Ontology annotation, cellular component: plasma membrane; Golgi apparatus. Lineage: Eukaryota; Metazoa; Chordata; Aves; Accipitriformes; Cathartidae. The record is from RefSeq and is a predicted model, not a curated record. Gene Ontology annotation, biological process: activation of protein kinase B activity.